Messenger RNA from Branchiostoma floridae (Florida lancelet), 2461 nucleotides. Its product is annotated as protein mono-ADP-ribosyltransferase PARP15-like. Gene Ontology annotation, biological process: negative regulation of gene expression. NCBI's taxonomy places the organism in Eukaryota, Metazoa, Chordata, Leptocardii, Amphioxiformes, Branchiostomatidae. Gene Ontology annotation, molecular function: transcription corepressor activity; NAD+ poly-ADP-ribosyltransferase activity. The transcript is spliced from 12 exons. Gene Ontology annotation, cellular component: cytoplasm; nucleus. The coding region runs from base 30 to 2042 and encodes 670 amino acids. The record is from RefSeq and is a predicted model, not a curated record.
UCACUAAACAGUUUAGGUUUUGUCAUGGAAUGAUUAUCACAAUUCAUCAUACCCUUUCAGGGUUCACGGUUGUCACAAACGCACUUGUAAAAGCAGGAGGUCAGUCUAUCACUGAUGACCUAAAGAAGGCAUGGCCGAAGAAGACUGAUAGCGUGGUGUUCACAGACGCAGGGAAACUUGCAAGCAAGAAGGUUGCCCACAUGGUCCUACCAAAUGCCUCGGAAUUGAAGGACGCAGUAAUUUCCUGUCUGAAAACAGCCGACAAACUUGGCAUGAAGUCAAUAUCAUUCCCAGCAAUAGGAACAGGUGGUUUCAUGUCACAAGCUGAAAGUGCACGGGGAAUCUAUAGUGGAGUCCAAGAAUUCGGUUCAACACUAAAACCUCAGAACAUAAAACUUGUGCGAGUUACGAUCUAUGAUGCUAAAAUGCUGGGGACGUUCCUUUCAACUAUGCAUCAGUUCUCAAGUGCCGGCCCUGUACCUGCAGCACAGGGUGCAUCAACUGGCCAGUUCGGAUCUGUUGCCGUGCAGAUUCAGCAGGGGGACCUGACCAAGGAGACAACAGACGCGGUAGUUAACCCUGUUGACAGCGAUGGAGGGUUCUUUGCAGUUGGAAAUGCACUUGAGCAAGCUGGUGGCGCAGCGGUAAGAACAGUCUGCAAAAAUUCCUGGAAUCAGAGACUGAAUGACGUGCUUGUGAAAGAUGGUGGCAAUCUGAAGUGUAAGAAAAUCAUCCACAUAGUGUGUCCUAAGGCAAAUGCAAUGAAAGGGAGGGUGCUGGAGUGUCUGUUGCAGGCAGAGAGAAACGGGCUUACAUCUGUGGCCUUCCCGGCCAUCGGAACAGGUGGGUUUGGCGUGAGCACUACGGACGCUGCUAGGGAAACAGUCCAAGCGAUAAGAGACUUUGCCGUGACGCAUAACCCAGGAAGUGUGAAGCUCGUACGUGUGACGGUCUUUCAGGCCUCAAUGGUUGCAGAGUUUCAGCAAGCACUGCAAGCUGCACUUCCGAAGACCCCGUCUUCCCCGGUGGCAGGAGCAGCGACAACAGCAGUAGCAGUGGCGCCAGUUGUAACACCCGUUGUGAAAAUCGCACCCAACAUAGGCGUUGAACAAGUCGUUGAAGUAACGUUCUUUGGCUGUAACCAACUGGACCUGGACAACGCCAAGAGAGAAGUUUCUCAAGCCAUCGGCAGCUACAUGACGAAGGAGCGCGUGAGUGACGAUCGUCUAAAGUCGACUGUCCGACUCUUACAACAAAGCGAGAAGGACAGCAUCAUUCAAAUGGGGACGGAGCAGCUCGUGCUUGUGACCAUCACAGGUUAUACUAUUGAGGCAGUGGGACUGACGGAUGAUGUUGGAGUAGUGCUCAGGGAAAUCGAAUACUUUUUACGUGAAAAGAAGACAGCUUAUGACGCAGAGGAACUGAAGAAAGACGUGAUUAAGGUUCCUGACCACUGGGCCACGCCGCCAUCUGGGACCACGGGGGCGCACAUCGUCAGUCUGCAGCAAACGUCACCAGAGUACAAGGACGUGGAGAAAAACUUUCUCGCCAGCGUCGCGUCCAGUCCUCAAAUUGUAUCCAUCUCCAGGGUACAAAAUGAGGCCAAGUACAAAGCCUACAUGUUAGAGUUAAAGGAGAGAGAGAAGAGACUCGGAACAAGCACAAUAGAGAAAGUCCUGUACCACGGAACAGCACAAGGUGUGGUGGAUAACAUCAAUGAAGGAGGAUUCAACAGGAGCUAUUGCGGGAAAAACGCUACGGCCUACGGAAAGGGGAUGUACUUUGCGAGAGACGCAAGUUACUCCGCCCAACCAGCCUACUCGCCUCCCGACCCACAGGGCAACAAGUAUAUCUACCAGGUCCGAGUCAUCGUGGGGGAAUACACUACAGGGUCGUCUGGCAUAGUAGAACCGCCGCCAAAGAACCCGUUAAAUGUAGCAAUUCGAUACGACUCAGUCGUCAACAAUGUACAAAAUCCUAGCAUUUUUGUCGUGUUUCGUGACAACGAGGCAUAUCCAGAGUACCUAAUCGUGUUCAAAUAAGUUUUGAACCUGAUUUGCCAUCAACGAGCUUUGGUUAUGUAUGAUACUCAAUUUCUACCUCGACUAAUGCAAAGGCGGUUACGUAUCACAAUUGUGUACAAUAUAUGUUAAUCUCGUCGAACAUUGUACAUAUCUUAUUGAAUACAUAUUGCGUUGAUUUUAUAUUAGGAGUUAAGAACUGUCUGUAAAAUCUGGUGCAACUCAGUUUUUGCUGCAAUGGCCAAUGCCGAUUUGUUAUGUUGCUUUUGGUCAAUAGACCAGUCACUACUAUUUCUACUAUCACUGAUAUCUUAAAUAUGAAAUAAAAACAGUAAAAUUGUAUUGAUCGAUGGACACAUAAAAAAUGCAGUCACAAACGUUAUUUUCUAUCUUAGAUACCCUUUACGGCAACGAUUAUGUCUCAAAUAGCUGAUGCAAAU